Uranotaenia lowii is the source of this 7425-nucleotide messenger RNA. RefSeq names its product integrator complex subunit 7 (gene INTS7). The transcript has 13 exons. Gene Ontology annotation, cellular component: integrator complex. The record is from RefSeq and is a predicted model, not a curated record. The coding region runs from base 88 to 3009 and encodes 973 amino acids. Lineage: Eukaryota; Metazoa; Arthropoda; Insecta; Diptera; Culicidae. Gene Ontology annotation, biological process: snRNA 3'-end processing.
CAACAACCGAAAUCGCACUUCAUGCCGAGUGUGGACGAGGCUUAAAAUCUUUUAGUAUUUAUAUAUUCGUUUUUAACGGUCUUUAUAAUGAGUCUCCGCACUAACGUCUUUAAUGAAAAUUUGCUGAAUGAAACGGAUCAGGAUUUCAACUCUGUCCUAAUAGAACUGGACAAAGGAUUGAGAUCUACUAAAAUCGGAGAGCAAUGUGAAGCUAUCAUUAGAUUUCCUAAGUUGUUCGAAAAAUAUCCUUUCCCAAUUCUUAUAAACUCAUCAUUUUUAAAAUUGGCGGAGUUCUUCAGAAUUGGGUCGAAUCUCUCUCGGUUGUGGGUUCUACGAGUGUGCCAGCAGAGUGAAAAACAUCUAGAGAAAAUACUUGAUGUUGACGAGUUUUUGAAACGAAUUUUCAUGGUCAGUCACUCAAACGAUCCUGUAGCAAGAGCUCUGACUCUAAGAACACUUGGAGCAGUAGCAUGCGUGAUUGCUGAGAAGCAACAGAUCCAUCACGCAAUACGCAAUGCUUUGGAUAGCCACGAUACAGUGGAAGUAGAAGCAGCAAUUUAUGCCAGCGUACAGUUUGCCGCACAAUCAAAGUGUUUUGCUGUUGGUAUGUGUUCAAAAGUAUCUUCCAUGAUUGAAUCAUUACAAACGCCUGUUAGCAUGAAGAUUCUUCUGAUUCCGGUACUCCGCCAUAUGCAUCAUGACGCAAAUACGGCGGCGCUGGUUCGAACAUUAUGCCACAAACUGUUACCUAUGUAUCCCUCAGACCAGUUUACUAUAGCGAUUAUCCAAACCUUAUCAAAGCUAUCUUUUGCAACACUUGUUGAUAUUCCAGAGCAGGUGGAUACCUUGCUCAUUCAGCUGGCAGAUCCUAGAAAGAAAGUACAGUAUGCAGUGUUGCAGUGUAUGAACAGAUUGGCUGAGAAAGGUGCUUAUUUGUGGACUAAGCAUGCCAUCAACAAACUUUUAAAGCAAACUAUGCAGUGUUGCUAUCCAGAUAUGGCUUUAAAUAUCAUAAUAACUCUAACUGGCUGCCAAACCACCUGCCAUACAAUGUUGAACGAAGAACGAAGUCAUAUUCUGGCUAUUUGCAAAGAUAGCUUAUUGCUGGUAAACAACAUAGCCGGCAAAGCGUUAACUAUACUAACGAGAUUGGUAUCCUAUUGCUAUAAAGAGGAUAAAACGCCACCGAUGUGUUUUUUGGAAUACUUGAAUAUGAAUCUUGAGUACCUUACACUAUCAGCCCUGCACAACAAAGUGCCUUUGACAGAUUUGAAAAUAUAUCUAAAAUGCUGUAUACUGUAUUCGAAUUAUAAUACUGAUUUUCGUGAAAACAUCUCAGAAACAAUGACAGAAAUGUUAAUAGAUGGGACCGAACAUUCUACGCCACAUCUUAAACUGGUUUGUGAAGCUCUUGGAGCAAUUUGUGCAAACUUUUCUUCGACGUGCUUUGAUUCGUCCCAGAGCCGUAACCAGUUCAACUGUAUAUUGGGUCAUAUAUUGAAAAAGUUAGAAUCAUACACUCAACUUUCCGCCAACGAUAAAGACAACACUGCCAUUGUGGAAAUUCUAGUUACUAUAUGUUUGCAAUCCGUAAUGGGUAGGGUAAUUCCGCCGAGAAUGUUUCGAGUCUUUGAUAACAUUUUAAAAAUAACCAACCUUUGGACACAAUACAGAAUAAGCCGCGCAGCUUCAAGGUAUGGACAACAUAUCCUUGCAGCAAUGAUCUACCAAAAACUGGCCAAACAUGUAUCACUAGAAAAAUUGAACUGUUUUCUCAUCGCAAUGUUCCAAAUUUCGAAAGCAGAGUGCAUCCUCAACUACGGAAUGGAAUACGAAUCUAUUAUUCAAAUUUAUCCCCAAAUCACCGAUAUGAACGCGUCACAUUUUUCGUUACUUGAUCGAUUAGAAAAAUCCGUCGACCUGUAUUGCAUGGCAGUUUCAACACUGAAGGCAACUUCUUCUCCUCAAUAUCAAAUGAUUUUCCAAACGGAAAUAGUAAACUUGAGAUGUCAAUUCCUGCAAUCUCUACACAACCUGGUAGUGUUGAGAAAUACCCUAUGUAUCGCACCACCCUCUGCGAUAUCCAACACUUUAGCGCAAAACAUGCGGGAUCCGCUCCAAAAGUUCGGACAUAUAACGAAUCAGCUUCGGAAAAACAUCAAAAACCUGAAGGCAUGUGAAGAUGCUUACUCCAAGUUGUUCAAGAGUUCGUUCGAUGCUGAUCCCUGCUCUUUGGAAUAUCUGAAUGGGAUACAAUACCUAUGUAGUGUGCUGCAGUUUUCUCUUGAAAUGGUGGCAUUUACUACUCCAGCCGAGUUUCAAAAGCACCCCCCGGUUUCUUCGUAUCCGGAGACAAAAUAUUUGCUCUCAAUCUCACAAACCGUUUACAAGCACGUUCUUAUGCGUCCAAACGAAACGAAUUCAGCCAAAACCAUAACGAACAAGCAUAUGGACAUUUUGUUGAAGCAAAUCGAAAUCAUUGUAAAAUCGUCCCAUUGCCUUCCCAGGUUUUACUUUCAAGUACUUCAGAAUACCUCGUUGAAACUUGCGGUUACUCCACAGCCACGGAUAGUUGGUGAACCAAUCUUCGUUCAGCCAAGCAGCAGCCUCGUUAUUAAAGUGGAAGGAGUUAUUCAACACCACGAGAAAAAGUAUCCCUUGUUUCGAUACAUUGAUUGCGUGCAAUUAACAUUAACAUCGCAUAUUUUAAACACGAGGCUCAAUGAACCCAAGGUUAACAUGGAUCCGAUAGUCUUGUCUCAAAAAGUAAAGCCGCAUCAUGAUUUUUUCAACGGAAAUUUCAUUCUUUCACUGCAAAAUAUUAUGCAAUCGUAUCCCGGUACAUCAUUCUUUCUCGGUGGCCAAUGGCAAGUAACUUUGGAGUCAUGCGGCAUUGAUCAACACGGAGUGCUGUGGAAUACUGGUCCCAAAAGUGUCAUUCAUGUUCGCAUACCUGAUGAUAACCACAAACAGAGUGCCAGUUCGCAGUCUGGACCAAGGAGGUUUUAAAGGCGUAACUACUUCUAACGUUUCAAAAGUAUUCAGGCUUUUCUCUACAGUUGCAGUACAAAAAUUAUGAGGCUUAUUCUGCGAAUCGAGUGACGUGACUUACGAAAUUUCAUAUCGUUUUGCUGACUCAAAUAGCUUCUCUAGCCUCGAAAUUUUCGUCCGGGUGAGCUGUUAUUGGUCUUCGGAGCUCACCGAUACACAAAUUUCUUUCCUGAAGCAUUUUCUGGAGUCAGGUCGAAGACGUGAAAUUUCGUGAGUCAAGUCACUCGAGUCGCAGAAUAAGCCCCUAUAUUUAGUGCGAUUCUGGAAAAAAAAGCACUGACAUGUAUUUUUUUCCGGGAAUUAAACAACACGGUCAUUCUUCCCAAAGGCAUUGACAUGUAAUAAAACUUACAUACUUUAAGGGAAAAAUUUAAAAGCGAGAAAUUUUUCAUUGCAACGGGAUUUCACAAAAAACGGGAUUUUGUAAUAAGUUCCAACGGCCGCGCACGUCUUAAUUAGGGUUUAAACAGUAAAUAAGGUAUCCAAACAGUUUAAAAUGUUGUUAACACGGCUCUCAGGGUCAUUGUGAAUAUUCUCACGUAAGGCUUUUUUUCUGAUUCACACAUCAAACACCGAUUUGUCUCCAUUGUUUAUGAAACUAGUCUGGUGCUGAAAGAGUAUCAGACGCCAUUUUUACAGAGCAUUAUUUUGCCGGAAGAUGUUUUGAAACAAUGUUUUCGGUCCCGAGUUCGAUAAAUCAUCACAUAUCCGGCGAGAUGUCUGAAAAUCCACGGGGAAAUUGACCAACUAAAACUAAACAGAUUGAUACCUAACCUCAAAUUUCCAACACUUCGUAGCCAUUUUCAUUAGAUAAUCGUGUCUUCUGAUAUUGUUUCUAAAAAGUGUUCUUCCGGCGGUUAUAUGAUGGAAAACAUUAAUUGAAAAGCUUGCCUGUGAAUCUUAUGCAUCCUUUGUGAACUUCUGAAGAACUUCUCUACGUUUAACUGCUGAUAACUACAAGAAGAAUUUCCAUGCGCGGCGAUAGAAACAUUCAAAAAUCAAGUGUACCAAUGGCCGUGCACAACAAAAUUGUCAUUUUUCCGCAGCAGAACCUUCAAACUGUUCAUUUUUUUCACAAUUGAUUCAUUAUACAGCCACAAAUAACUUACGUUCGAUUUUUUUUUUGCCAAGGUGCUCAAAAGCCUAGUCCACACUAGGAGACGGUCCGUCUCGAGACGGUCUCAGCGUCUCCCAUUUUCUUCGGGAGACACUGGGACCGUCUCAGGUUUCCAACAACAACAACAGACAACAAAGUUCGUCUCAUAACAAAUAUCGCAGUUCAUGUUGCCUAGUGUGAACUAGGCUUAAUUCAACACAAAAAACUGAAUUACAAAAAGGGACCCGCAUAGCUCACUUGCUAAGGACAACAGACAAAAUGGCAUCCGGCAAAACCGAUUUUUGUUUUUAUUUUUCCCUGACCUCAAAAAGCAGAAUAAAUUUAUUUCUGGUAUGGCGAGUGAAAGAUACUUAGCGUAGGUAUCAACAAAUGCGAAAAAUGGAAAUUUUCGUUGUUGAAUUUUGGAGAAAAUAAUGAUAAAAGUUGAAAGUGCGCGGCCAUUUGUGCUUCACGGUAGUCUUGCUACACAGCAAGAAAAAAUCGUGUAAAUUUAGAUCCAAAAAAGAUGCACGAAAACGGAACAUCGAUUUUGAUAUAAAAUUCUACUACGGUGUAUUUUUCUCAACAUUGUAAUUUUUGAGGCGUGUAAAUUUAGAUCGAAAACAAUGCACGAAAACGGAUGACAUAAACCGUCGUGUAAAAAUACACAAUGAUGUAAAUUUCAAAACAUAUUACCGUUAAUAUUACAAUUUUUUUUUUAAUAAUCAGAUUUUGGGUGUUGUUUAUGAAUAAAUACGCCACAUGUGUCAUUUUAUUGAACAUAUAUUGCCGAUACACUGCAAACUCAAAAAACACCCACCAUCACUGGCACCUGGAAUUGUGGUUGUGUCCGAUGAUCCCCAGCAGGGCGAUGUUUUGCCGAUCAGCGUCAGGCAGUAUUCUUGAAUCCUUCCGGAACAGCAUAGUAAUCGGAAUCCCUUAAACAUUAGAAACAUUCAACAUUGAUUCGGCUUUUGAUCCAUUUAUAAAACUGCAAUUCCUCAAUCGAAAGAGAAUUUGAAGUUCCAUUUUUUUUUCAUUUCGUCUAUAACUAUAACCUACCAUUUUUUAAUUCAAUUCUGAAAGAAUUUGGUUCAGUUUUAAUACAAAAUUAACUGCGGAAGCGUUUAUUUUUUCUUUUCGCACAAUAAACCACCAUCUCGGAUAAAAACAGAACAAUUUAUGCCGCGAAAAAAAGGAAAACAAUGGAUCUAUCGUGUUUUACAUUGUUUUCGAUGUAAUUUUAUAUUGAGAUAUAUUUUUUAGGUCAGGGCGUGUAAACAUACAUCAUAAAAAAAUAAGCUUAUACUAACGAUUCAAAAAUAGAUCAAAAAGAGUGUAAAAUUACAUCAGUUUUGAAUUACACUGGUCAAAAAGUAGAUCACUCGUAUUUUAGAUUGCGUAUUCUUUUAGAAUUUUUUUGCUGUGUAUGAAAAAGUGUCAUUUUUAUGAACCAGCAAUUGUUUUCGCGACAUUUUUGUGGAAAUUAUACGAGUAAACGUACGAAUAGAAGAACCGGUUUUGGAAAUAAACGAUACGUUGUUAAUGUGGUGGUUUUCCAACUUUUUAUUAAGAAUACUCUUACUGAAUGGUUUUUUUUUCAGUGUAAGGAAAUUAUAUUAUUAUUAUUAUUAUUAUGGUUAGUGUGUUUGAAAAUUAUAUUAUUAUUAUUAUUAUUAUGGUUAUUAUAUUAAUUUUCAUAAUUGCUUGCGAAACGAAGUUUAGAUUUACAUAGAUGAUCAUUUCCUACAAGAACAUUUAAACUUAUUGUUAGUGAGAAAGAGGGAUUGAAUUGUCACCUAUACCUAAAACAUGCCGUCGUAUCGUCCAAUUGGAAUAAGCACUAUAAUAAAUAUCAGCAUGUUGCGCAGCGCCAGCUUCCAGUCGUUAGGCACCGCAUAAGGUAGCAGUACAGUAGUGAGUCGGUGAAUUUCAUGAGAAACACACACGAAGAUGAACGAAGUUAUCAACACGUUAAGCGUAGGAAAUCCAGGCAGUAGAACGAGAACUCCAUUCCGAUCCGCAGCCAGCCAAAUGUGAUACUGACAGAUGAAUAGCUCCAACGAAAUCCGUCCAAACCAGGCAAAAAACGUUGAAUAUCUGGUGCGCAAAAUUCCGGAGAUAUUUCGUAGCAGUAUAUAUCCGACUAUUGGAAUGAACACCACAUAAGAAUGAAUCUCUUCGCAAUCCUGUUUAUUACGGCAGAAGAAGCUCCACGUGGCGUAAAAUCCGAUUCCAAUGAUCGCGGCCAAUGUUGAUGUUAGAGAGAUUCUUCUUGAGAAUAAAUUCCCGUGAUUGUUAUCAUCAAAAAAGUAAUACUUUUGAGCGAUGUGAAAUAUGGCAGCGAAAAUCAUACCGUAUGUAAUUGUAUAUCUGUCUAGCUUCCAUCGAUACCACCAUUCAUGGAUAUCGUCAUCAGUUGUGACAAACAGUGCCUUCCAUGGGCGAGUGACGAAGAUGCGUUCAAAGAAAACUUCGCUCAUAUACAGUACAGUUAUCACGCUAAGCAGGCACACGAAUUUCAGAACCACGUAUAGAUAUUGGUACGCAUUAUUAUCCGAACUUUGUGCUGUAACUCUCGGCGGAAUCGUAAGCAGGAAAUAUACCAUACAAUACCAGAAUGAAAGAAGAGGUACGAAAUAGUAGAAUUGGUACGGCCGAUUCAUACAUAAACAUAGCACAACAGUUAAAAAGUUGUUCUUGAAAAUUACGUGCAGGAAACGUACAAUCCCUGUGUUACCAGUCUGCCAAAAAUAUGUAAAAUGUCCAAAUCCCGAUAGGAACAGAUAUCCACUUAUAAGUACUUUUAUGUGCAUGUAGAUCGGCAGCACAUGUGAAGCACCCGUCAUGUAAUAUAUCAGAAUGACAAGCUGCAUCCAGCCUUUCAGCUCAUCUGUUUGAUCUCGGUGUAGCACUUUGGUAAAUUUGCUAUCUUCGGUGAAGAAUAUUCCCAGCACAAACACGUAUCCAACCGGAAUCCAGAAGCUAAAUUCCGAAUAAUAUUUGUUCUCUUUCAUAAAAAAGUUGGUACGAUCACAGAGGUAAAAGUAUGCCAUUAUCACGGUUAAUGAUGCUAGUGCCAGAACUGGUGACUGGGAGUUAGCCGGUGCACAAGCGAUAGGCCCGGUUGCGGUUUGACUCAAUGGCAUGUACACAUUGAUUCCACGGAACUUCAGCAACCAUCGACGAACAAUCAUCGCCACGGCGAUAGCCAAACUGUAAAUGAAAAGAAAAAAUCAUGAAGUAUUGCACCAAUAAAUUUCAGUUUUUUUUAUCAA